AUGGACGCGCGGAAGGAGGCGCGGUGGGGCGCGGGCCAGCGGCCCCCCGAGGCACUCUUCGCCCUGCUGGCGCGGAGCGAGGACGCCCGCAGAGACUUCCCGCUCUGCGCCGGCUGCAACCAGCACAUCGCGGACCGCUUCAUCCUGAAGGUGCUGGACCGCCACUGGCACAGCAAGUGCCUGAAGUGCCACGACUGCCAGGUGCAGCUGGCCGAGAAAUGCUUCAGUCGCGGGGAAAGCGUCUACUGCAAGGAGGACUUCUUCAAGCGGUUUGGGACGAAGUGUGCAGCCUGCCAGCAAGGAAUCCCUCCAACCCAAGUUGUGCGACGAGCCCAGGACUUCGUCUACCACCUGCAUUGCUUCUCGUGCAUUGUGUGCAAGCGGCAACUGGCCACGGGAGAUGAAUUCUACCUGAUGGAAGACAGCCGGCUGGUCUGCAAAGCCGACUACGAAACGGCCAAGCAGAGAGAAGCUGAGUCCACGGCAAAGAGGCCCCGCACGACAAUCACAGCCAAGCAGCUGGAAACCUUGAAAAAUGCCUACAACAACUCACCCAAGCCAGCCCGGCAUGUGAGAGAGCAGCUGUCUUCUGAAACAGGCCUGGAUAUGAGGGUGGUGCAGGUUUGGUUCCAGAACAGACGGGCCAAAGAAAAACGCCUGAAGAAAGAUGCUGGGAGACAAAGAUGGGGACAAUACUUUAGAAACAUGAAGCGGUCAAGAGGGAGUUCCAAAUCUGAUAAGGACAGCAUCCAGGAAGAAGGCCCCGACAGUGACGCGGAGGUCUCCUUCACCGAUGAGCCUUCAAUAUCGGAGAUCAGCCACUCCAACGGGCUCUACAGCAACCUGGGUGAGAACUCCCCCGCCCUGGGGCGCCAGGCCGGGACGAAUGGCAGCUUCUCCCUGGAGCGCAGCAGCAUCCCGUCCCAGGACCAGUUCCACGACCUGCGCUCCAGCAGCCCGUACGGGAUCCCCCCGUCGCCAGCUCUGCCCAGCCACCAGCCGCUGCUGUCCGGCUUGGUCUACCCUGACAGUGGCUUGGCCAUCGUGGGCCAAGGACAGAGCCUGGCUCAGCCGAUCAGGGUGCUGGGGGGCAACGGACCCAAUUCAGACCUCUCCACGGGGAGCAGCGGGGGCUACCCGGAUUUCCCCGCCAGCCCCGCGUCAUGGCUAGACGAGGUGGACCAUGCUCAGUUUUGA
Messenger RNA from Varanus komodoensis (Komodo dragon), 1197 nucleotides. It is a transcript of the gene LHX3, whose product is annotated as LIM homeobox 3. The transcript has 6 exons. The coding region runs from base 1 to 1197 and encodes 398 amino acids. Gene Ontology annotation, cellular component: nucleus. Gene Ontology annotation, molecular function: RNA polymerase II transcription regulatory region sequence-specific DNA binding; DNA-binding transcription factor activity, RNA polymerase II-specific. Gene Ontology annotation, biological process: regulation of transcription by RNA polymerase II; neuron differentiation. NCBI's taxonomy places the organism in Eukaryota, Metazoa, Chordata, Lepidosauria, Squamata, Varanidae. The record is from RefSeq and is a predicted model, not a curated record.